This is a messenger RNA of Bufo bufo (common toad), 816 nucleotides long. It is a transcript of the gene BLVRB, whose product is annotated as biliverdin reductase B. The transcript is spliced from 5 exons. The record is from RefSeq and is a predicted model, not a curated record. Lineage: Eukaryota; Metazoa; Chordata; Amphibia; Anura; Bufonidae. The coding region runs from base 79 to 699 and encodes 206 amino acids.
AGGGAGGAGUCCGUCCAGGCCGUGUGCAGGGUCCUAUAACAUGCACUGAGAGCCUGCAACUUCUGUGUAUCCGUCACAAUGGCUCCGAAAAACAUUGUCAUCUUUGGGGCCACAGGAAUGACCGGGAAAGUGACCCUGAAACAAGCGCUGGACAAAGGGUACAAUGUGACUGUCCUGGUGAGGGACCCCGCUCGCCUCCCGGCUGGCACCAAGCCUACAAAAGUCGUGGUUGGAGAUGUGCUGAAUAAAGGGGACGUCUCAAAGGCCGUGGAGGGACAGGACGCUGUCAUUAUUAUUCUGGGGACUCGGAAUGACCUUGGUCCAACCACAAUGAUGUCAGAGGGAACACAAAAUAUCGUAGAUGCAAUGAAACAGCAUGGCCUUCGAAAAGUAGCGGGCUGCAUGUCUUCCUUUCUGCUGUGGGAUAUCACCAAAGUGCCUCCUCCCAUGAAGCCAGUGACCGAGGACCACAUCCGAAUGAAAAAGGUCCUAACAGACUCCGGCCUGGACUAUGUGGCGGUGCUUCCUCCACACCUUGCAGACGACAAGCCUUUUACGGGAGAUUACACCGUGAGUGCUGAGCGCGGAGGGAAUGUCAUCUCCACCAGUGAUCUUAGCGACUUCUUCCUUCGUUGUGUGAACACAGAUGAGUAUAAUGGGAAAAGUGUCACCUUGUUCCGGGACUACAGUGGCUUGUAACGGCGCCCUCUGCUGGUGGUGGAAUACAACAACAUUCCAAGCUAUGGCCUUUCUAAAAGUAUGCAAAAAAAUAUAAUUUACGGAAAUCUAUAAAAUAAAAUGGAACCAUGCUUCAAA